GGUUCACAGCCCAUCUUUACCAUGAGUGCACAGCAGAAUCAACUCAAAGAUCUGACGGAGGAAGACUUCACCUCCUUCACCAGCUCCUACAGCUACACACCUAGUGCCUUGCAGUUCCUGGAGGCCUAUGCUCAUGAGGACGUGACGGUGGCGGAGCUGCAGGGCAGCAGUAACUCUCUGUGGACCAUCAGCCCCCCGAGCAGGCAGUACCUGAGCCAGGUCCUCCGUCUGGACCACUUCCCCCUGACGCUGUCCUGGACUGUUCAAAGGAACCUGAGUCUGGGGGCAAAGGCAGAGCUUGCGUCAGGUAAACAUGUGACCUACCUGGACGAUCAGACUCGCCUCGAGCUGAUCCAGCUGCUGAACGGGACGAGGUCACUUCCUGUGGUCAUACAAGAAGUGUGUCCGUGUUUCAUUCGAGCCGCGAGCGACUCCAACUCCCAACCCAUCGAGCAGCUCUACAAAGACGACCACUACAUGGACAUCUUGCUGGCCCUGGAGCGGUCGACCAAUCAGAGCCGGGAGAUCCAGGACUGGUGGAUUGUCGACCAACCAGGUGCCACUCAGGUUCCUAUUGAAGGCGGAUCCCUGUUGAAUGACAGGAGGGAGGCGGGGCUUCAGCUGUUCGUGUUCAGUGAUAAAGUCAGUCCUCCGAGUCUGGGCUUCCUGGCUGGAUACGGCAUUAUGGGUCUCUAUGCGUCGGUGGUCCUGGUCAUCGGGAAGUUCGUGCGGGAGUUCUUCAGCGGGAUCAGUCACUCCAUCAUGUUUGAGGAGCUGCCGUGUGUCGACCGCAUCCUCAAGCUCUGCACUGACGUCUUCCUGGUGAGAGAGACAGGUGAGCUGGAGUUGGAGGAGGAGCUUUACGCCAAGCUCAUCUUCUUGUAUCGUUCCCCGGAGACUCUGAUCAAAUGGACGCGGCGAUGACCUCAUCGAUGGAAACGGGCCUGAUUGCAAACAUUAGUCAUUGUGACCCAGAGUGACAUCACAAACUGUGACAUCCCGGACCGUCCUCGCGAAUAUGUGGAUGGAACCAUCAGUGAGACAAUACUAUUUAUCAAUCGACACUCAGCUGCUCUCACUUGUCUCUGUAGAGAGAUGUUCUGGUGGUCGUUGCUAUGCUAAGCCAAGAUAUGCUAAGCUAAGCUAAACUAAUUGUAGGCUACCUAAGAAAGGUGUGAGAUUAGCCGGAGAUCAAUAAAGCCUUGAACUGUUCAUGGAGUCACCACAUGACUCCGGAAUCACAAUCACACAGAAUAUUUAGUCAAAGUCGUCUUUGUCUUGUUCUAAUGACACAAAACUGGAAGUAGAUGCAGCACGUCCAGGAACUACGUGUUGUUGGGUUGUGGUUUAUAGUAAAUGAGUUCAGGUCACUGCUUUCUGACUGAAUAUAAUACCUGUAAACUAUAAAUGUUUCUUCUGUGAAUACUUGAAACUAAAAUACAGAAUAAAAUACAUUUGUUUACCUGA
Gasterosteus aculeatus aculeatus (three-spined stickleback) is the source of this 1467-nucleotide messenger RNA. Lineage: Eukaryota; Metazoa; Chordata; Actinopteri; Perciformes; Gasterosteidae. The record is from RefSeq and is a predicted model, not a curated record.